AAAUAACGGUUAAAUAAAUAUCUCAAAAAAGGAACCCUAGCCGGGAAAGCUCCCAAAUUCCCAACCAGAUCUGAGUUUCGGAGUGCCCCGUCGGUGGAAUGUGAAGCUUUCCUCCUCUCGCAUCGUCCGCCGCGUCUUCAACCGGCGCCGGAUUCACCUCUUCCGGAUUCUUCCAAACUGAGCGGCGCCCUUACGACGUCCGCCGCUCAUUUCGCCGUUGCCUGGAAAAAACUCCAGUCAGAACGUUGCUCCUUGCUCCGUCGUGUCCCGGCCGUGUCCCGGGCCUUUGUCCUUGUACCCGGUCAGCCAGACUCCACAGUGGCCACCGCGUGAAUUUUCCGCAGGCCUCUUUCAUCACCACAAAUUCAAAUGUAUAUUGUGAAGAGAUUUGAUCAUACAUGUGAAACACAGGGAGCAGCCCUCUCCGACAAAGCAUCAAUUUGCAUAUUUUGAAUAUUAUUCUGCAAAUAUGGUGCUCAGCGGAAUUUCAAAAUCUUUUACUGCAUUAGUGGCUAGUUUCUCGACCCAAAAGACCCCUACUUCCCCCUAUGUAUCACCUGGUAUUCCACCAUUGUCGGGAUCAGUUCCCAGUGCAGGGCGGAAGAACAAGUUGCGACCCACCUCCUCCCUUCAAGAUUUUUCUGCAUAUCAGCAGAACAAUGCAGAAUAUGACCAUCUGAAUCCCGAAACGGAAAGACUAUCAAAUAAAUCAAAGCAAGCAACCUUCUUUGUCAGAGAAAAUGCCGGAUCAAGUUUUUCAAAGGAGAAGGGAUCUCCAAGAAACCAUUCUAAACGGAAGAAGUUGCUGAUAUCUUGUAUGAUUUUCUGUUUUCUGGUGGUUGCUUCUGUUUUGUGUGUUUCAAUAUCUUAUUACUUCAAGUUGUCAGAAGGUGGAUCGAGGUUCUAUGUUGUUCUUGAUUGCGGCAGCACUGGGACCCGUAUUUAUGUAUACCAAGCGUCCUUUGACCACAAUAACGAUAAAGGUCUACCUAUUUUAUUGAAAUCAAUGCCGGAAGGUUUCCAGAUAAAGUCAAAAUCCCUCAGUGGAAGGGCUUAUAACCGAAUGGAAACGGAACCGGGCCUUGACAAGUUGGUCCACAACAUAUCUGGCUUGAAUAGGGCAAUUAAGCCACUAAUUCAGUGGGCAGAGAAUCAAAUCCCUAAGAAUGCUCAUAAAACUACUUCCUUAUUUCUUUAUGCCACGGCUGGGGUCCGUAGGCUACCUGAUUCAGAUUCUAAAUGGAUUCUUGACAACUCUUGGUCCCUUUUAAGAAGCUCACCAUUCUUGUGCAAGAGAGAGUGGGUGAAAAUCAUCAGCGGGGAAGAUGAAGCUUAUUUUGGAUGGAUAGCUUUGAAUUAUAAUGCCGGUGUAUUAGGGACAACUAAACCCAAAAAGGAAACAUUUGGUGCACUUGACCUGGGGGGCUCAUCACUUCAGGUUACUUUUGAGAGUAAUGAGGAGAGUUCCAACAAUUAUGCAUCAACUAGGUUAAAUCUGAGAAUUGGCCAUCUCAACUAUCAACUCACUGCAUAUUCCUUGCCGGGAUAUGGCCUUAAUGAUGCUUUUGACAAGUCUGUGGCUUAUCUUCUCAGGAAGAAGUAUCCUAAGGUUAACAAUGCAGAUUUGGUUAGUGGAAAUGUUGAGGUCAAACAUCCUUGUUUGCAGUCUGGUUACAAGGAGAAAUAUGUUUGUUACAGCUGUGUUUCUACAUCUCCCGAAAGUGAGAAUUCUCCUAGUGGUGCAAGAAAAGAGUUUACUAAAGGAGGAAAGCACGGAGUCUCCAUUCAGCUCAUUGGAGCUCCAAAAUGGGAUGAGUGCAGCUCGAUUGCAAAUAUUGUUGUCAAUUCAUCUGAGGGGUCUUUUGAAGGGAGGCGUCCACAUCCAAGUGGACAGUUUUAUGCGAUGUCUGGUUUUUUUGUGGUGUACCGUUUUUUCAAUUUGACUUCGGAUGCAACCUUAGAUGUUGUUUUACAGAAGGGGAAAAAAUUUUGCAAGAAAAAUUGGGCUAGCGCAAAGAAAAGUGUUGCACCCCAACCUUUUAUAGAACAGUAUUGUUUCAGGGCACCGUAUAUUGCAUUUCUAUUGCGAGAAGGGUUGAAUGUUAGAGAUGGUAAUAUAAUUAUCGAUUCUGGAAGAACCACAUGGGCACUUGGAGUUGCAUUAUUUGAAGCUGGAAAGGAAGUCUCGAAUAAGAUCGAUUCUCAGAGAUAUGAGUUAUUCCGGGCAAAGAUUAAAACGAUUCUUCCAUUGGUUGGUUUGGUUGCUUCUUUGUUUGUUAUUUUUUGUGCGUUGUUAUGUAUUGGAAACUUGAUUCCCAAGUUCUUCGGGAAGCCCUAUCUUCCCCUUUUCAGGCAUAAUAAUGCCUCAACUGCAUCUAUUAUGCCUAAUCCCUUCAGGUUCCAGCGUUGGAGUCCUAUCAAUACAGGGGAUGAGAGAGAGAAAUUACCACUGAGUCCAACAAUAGCGUCUACUCAGCGAAGUGGAUAUGGUUUUGGGGGCAAAGGGGUGCAGCUGGGCGAAGGCCUUUCUUCAGUGUACCCAUCAUCUAGCGGCGUAUCACAUAGUAUUUCAUCUGGUUGUUUGGUUGGACAAAUGCAGUUUGGUAGUAGUGACACUAUGGGUUCUUUCCGGCCCCCACACAGAAGCCAACAACGACUUCAAAGCAGGAGAUCCCAAUCCCGAGAAGACCUCCACUCUUCACUGGCUGAUUCUAACUUGGCAAAGGUUUAAAUCCUCGGCACUCUCUUUCUCUCUCUCUCUCUCUAACAGUCAUCCCAACGAUAACCUCGUUGUGAAAAUGCCACGUGGCAGUAGACGCUGAUUCCACCUGGGCCUACAAAAUUGAAGACUCUUCCCCUCUUUGCUCUCUAAAGUUCAUAAAGCACCAACCGGAGGAAAAGAAUGGUAAUGUGAAGGAUUUGGAGUUUGUGAAUAGUCUUCUGAAUUUACUUUGAUUUUUGAUACUUAGGUUAGUCCUUUCACAAAAUUUGGGUCAAGAACACUUGCGAUCGGCUCGGAUAUCCCUAAUGUUAAGGGUAGCCAACAUCAAAUCUUGAGUUAUAAUAAGAGUAUGGAGAUUGUUGUAGUGCUCCCCGAAAAGUUUGAGAUCGAUGAAGUUGGCUGUAGUCUUUGCCGGAAGUUUCACCGGGAAAUUUCAAAAUUCUUCAUUUAAUCUCAAGAAACGAUACUUUGAUACCACCUAGAAAGUACAGAGUUACCACCUGUAUGGUAGGCCCU
This is a messenger RNA of Cuscuta campestris, 3238 nucleotides long. Lineage: Eukaryota; Viridiplantae; Streptophyta; Magnoliopsida; Solanales; Convolvulaceae. The record is from the annotation of a GenBank genome assembly.